Molecule: messenger RNA, 875 nt
Organism: Sitophilus oryzae (rice weevil)
Lineage: Eukaryota; Metazoa; Arthropoda; Insecta; Coleoptera; Curculionidae
Gene: MagR
Product: iron-sulfur cluster assembly 1 homolog, mitochondrial
Exons: 4
Coding region: 229-672 (147 amino acids)
Biological process (GO): iron-sulfur cluster assembly
Cellular component (GO): cytoplasm; mitochondrion
Molecular function (GO): 2 iron, 2 sulfur cluster binding
Source: RefSeq, a predicted model, not a curated record
UUUUAUUUAUUGCUUAAAAAAGUGUUACAGCUUACAGCUGACAUCAAAAUAUCAAGUGCUUAUUUGAUUCAUAAAUUAAUCUUCAAAAAUUAUUGUUUAUUAUUGAAUUUUGAAGCAAUUUUAUAAUAAAUUUUACUGUUUUUAAAGAGCACUAUACCAUGGCCAUCAUAAAUAAAAAGAAGAAUUUGACAUUGACAAGUUGACAUAAAUUACGCAGUUAAUAAUCAAAUGGCAACAAAAACUGUAGCGACGGCAACGGUCCGGGCAGUUAAACGAAAAUUACUACCUACAAGGCAGGCUUUAAUAUUGACCCCCUCAGCAGUUAAUCGAAUAAAGGAAUUAUUAAAAGACAAGACUGAAUAUAUUGGUCUCAAAAUCGGUGUUAGGCAACGAGGUUGCAAUGGAUUAUCAUAUACUCUGGAUUAUGCCACGAAGAAAGGUAAAAAUCAACACAUUUUUAAUCAUUUUAAUACAACUUUUUAUAUUAUUUUAGAAAAUCUUGACGAAGAGGUAACUCAAGAUGGUAUAAAAGUAUUUAUCGACAAAAAGGCUCAAUUGACGUUACUGGGAACUGAAAUGGAUUACGUACAAAGCAAGUUAAGUUCAGAAUUUGUUUUUAAUAAUCCGAAUAUAAAGGGAACUUGUGGAUGUGGGGAAUCUUUUAGCGUGUGAUAUAAAGUGUUCAAAUAUUUAAUGAAAUUAAGUAGAUAAUUAUACUUAGAAAGCAAGUAGUAAAAUAUAAUACACCAAAGUGAAACUAGGGUACACUUAUUAUGCUACUGGCAUUUAGAUAGGAGUUUUAGGAAAAAAUUCUCAAGAAUAAAAGAAUAUAAAAUGAUAAACUCAUAUAUUUAAAAUAGAUAUUAUUUAAUUUA